CAAGUCAAAUCGAAAUUUCGUUUUCCUGCUCGUGGUACACGGUCGCUUUGUUUUUUUUAACCUCUUAUGAUCGCAACAUAUAUUCAAUAUGCAGAUGAAAUGAUACUUCUUACCUGAUCUGAAUUUGACUUAUUUACUUUCGCCAGCAUUUUUUGUUCAUCGACGCUCAAAUAAGUUUUUAUGAUUGCGCAUAAGUUUUAUUUAUCCGGGGUUGAAGUUAUCAGCGAGUUCUUAAGUAACAAGAGUAAUUUAUUAUAACCUUCAACCUGUCAGUGAAAUAAAAAAAGCAAUUUCUGUAGAAGCUUCUUCUCAAAUAGGAAAUAUGACAGAAAAUAAGUCGGAUGAAAAGAAGGAAAAUGAUAUUAAAGUCACAUAUCUAGAUACUCCUGUUAAGUCGGAAAGCGACCAAAAGGAAUAUAGAGUUAUAAAAUUAGAGAAUGGCUUAACCGCUUUAUUGAUUUCUGAUUUAAAGUCCAUCCAAGAUAAUGACGCUGGGGAGAGUGUACAAGAAAAUGUUUCCGUCUGCUCCGCCGAUGAUGAAAGCAAUAUCAGCGAAGAAGAUAGCGAAAGCGACGGUACAGACGAAGACGACAGUCAAGAUGAUGCUUCGAACGACGAAGACAGCGUUGAGGCUGGUACUAAAACGCUUAAAAGGGAUAAGAAAAUGGCAGCUUGUGGCCUGUGCGUAGGUGUUGGAAGUUUCAGCGAUCCAAAAGAUAUACAAGGAUUGGCUCAUUUCCUUGAACACAUGGUAUUCAUGGGCUCCGAAAAAUUUCCACAGGAAAAUGACUUUGAUACAUUUAUAAAACAAAGAGGAGGUUUUGAUAAUGCCUGCACAGACUGCGAGCACACUACUUUCUACUUUGAAAUACAGGAAAAGCAUUUAUUACCCGCUAUGGAUCGAUUUGCUCAAUUUUUUAUAAGUCCUCUUAUGAAAAGAGAUGCAAUUACUCGAGAACGCGAGGCUGUUGAAAGUGAAUUCAAAAUGGCAUUGCCAUCGGAUUCUAAUAGAAAAGAGCAAUUGUUCGCAAGUUUUGCAAGAAAAAAUCAUCCUGCUGCAAAAUUUCCGUGGGGAAAUUUAAUUACAUUACGUGACAAUAUCGACGAGGAUAAAUUAAAUUCAGAAUUGCAUAAAUUUCGGGAAAGGCAUUAUAGUGCACAUAGAAUGACAUUAGCAGUUCAAGCAAGAUUAUCAUUAGAUGUAUUAGAACAAUAUGUUAAAGAUUGUUUUUCCAAUGUACCUGUAAAUAAUUUACCAGCAGAUGAUUUUAAUGAAUUUGUAGGAAAAAAUUCAUUCGACAGUCCAGAGUUUAACAAAUUAUACAAGAUUAAACCUAUUAAGGACAUUAGUCAGGUUGAAUUGACGUGGGUAAGUCCACCUUUACAUCAUCUGUAUAGAAGUAAAUCUCAUCAAUAUGUUUCAUGGAUUAUCGGUCACGAAGGGAAAGGCUCAUUAAUUAAUUAUCUUCGGAAGAAAAUGUGGUGCCUUGAUAUUUUCAGUGGUAAUAGCGAAGGAGGUUUUGAACAUAGCUCUAUGUAUGCCCUUUUUAGUCUAUCUUUAAUACUAACAGACGAAGGCUAUGAGCAUUUGAACGAAGUAUUAGAUGCUGUGUUUUCCUACAUAAAUUUGUUACGUUACGAAGGUCCGCAGAAGAGACUGUUUGACGAGAUUCAGCAAAUAGAAAAUAUUAAUUUCAGAUUCACCGAUGAAGAUAGUGCUGUAUAUUAUGUAGAGGCAUUGUGCGAGAAUAUGCAUUUCUAUCCCCCGGUAGAUUAUAUUACCGGUAGCGAAUUAUACUUUGAGUAUGAUCCUGAAUCUAUUAAAAGUUCCAUUGAUAUUCUACGCCCAGAUAAUGUUAACAUUAUACUGUUUGAUAAAAAGUUCAACGAAGAUGAUUUUGAUAAAGUAGAGCCUUGGUUUCAAACAAAAUAUUCGAGCAGUGAAAUACCUAAGGAAUGGGUGACACGUUGGACAGAAAUUAAACCAUUGCCUGAAUUUCAUCUUUCAAAACCAAAUUUGUAUAUUACAGAUGAUUUUAGUUUAAUUGACUUGCCAGCUGAUAUACCAAAAUAUCCAGUAAAAAUCCAUCACAAUGAUAAAAUUGAAGUUUGGUAUAGAGUAGAUCCAAAAUUUCGUCUUCCUAACUGCUACAUAUAUCUUUAUUUGAUAACCCCUUAUGCCAUUGAAUCUCCUAGAUCCUCGGCAAUGCUGAAGAUGCUCGUAUCUUUAUUAGAACAAUUAUUAAUCGAGGAUUUAUACGAUGCAAUAGUUGCUGAGUUAGAAUAUCAUAUUAGUUCAUGCAUAAAGGGUAUUAUGGUUAAAGUACACGGCUUGAAUCAAAAAUUAUUUCUUUUGCUGGAAACAAUAUUAAAGUGUAUAGCAAACUGUCAUAAAUUAGCAACAGAAAAGUUGUUUAACGUAAUGAAAAGAGAGCAGCUAAAGUCUUAUUACAAUACUUUUCUUAAACCUGCUAAGCUUGCCAAUGAUGUUCGAAUAUCGAUUUUAACCGAAGGUUUUUGGACGUCUAUCGAAAAGUAUGACGUAAUAUCUGGAGUAACUUUUGACGAGUUCAUCAGUUUUGCUAGGAAUUGUACGGAGCACAUGUACAUUCAGUGUCUCGUGCAAGGCAAUGUUAGCGAAAAAGUUGCACUAGAAAAUAUAUACAAAUGUAUCGAGCCACUGGAAUAUUAUGCAUUAACACCGAAAACUCGCCUUCGCUUGAAACUUCAUCAAAUUCCAGUUGGUGAAAAGUGCUGUCGUGUGAAAAAUUUCAAUCCUAUGGAUGUUAAUUCCAUUGUAACAAAUUAUUAUCAAUCCGAUGUCGCUUCUAUUAAACUUUAUGUUAUUAUUGAAUUGUUAAUGAUGUUCAUGGAAGAACCAAUAUUUAAUCAACUUAGAACUCAAGAGCAACUGGGUUAUGAUGUUUCUUGUUUAUUGAGAGAUACUUACGGUGUUAUUGGAUACUCGAUUACUGUUUGCACACAGGCCGACAAAUUUACAACGGAAUAUGUCGAUGAAAGAAUCGAAGCAUUCAUACGAUCAUUAACCGAUUCGUUCAAAACCAAAACCCUCGACGAUUACAACUUUAUAAAGGAAUCUCUCAUUAAAUCGAAGCAGUGCACCGAUAUAGACCUUAAAGAAGAAGUUAACAGAAAUUGGACCGAAAUAACAGAUGAAACAUAUAUUUUUGACAGAUACGAUAAAGAAAUCGCUGCUAUAAAAACAAUAACAAUUGAGCAACUUAUCGAGUGGUUGAACGAUCACAUAGUUAAUGGAAAAAGUUUUAGAAAAUUAAGUAUUCAAAUAGUUGGAACAACUAAUGAAGAUAAAAGGGACGACGAAAAAGACAAAAAUUUAGAUCCAGCGUCAAAAAAAUAUUCAUUAACAUAUUUGACAGAUGAUAAAAAACCAUCGGAAUAUUAUAUAACCGACAUUGAAGCUUAUAAGAGUAAAUUGAAUCUAUUUCCUACUAGUCACACAACUUUAUGACAAACGAAUAUCUAAUAUUAUUAAAAAUUUGUACUGAACAAAUUUUUUAAAUUA
Messenger RNA from Ceratosolen solmsi marchali, 3544 nucleotides. Its product is annotated as nardilysin. Lineage: Eukaryota; Metazoa; Arthropoda; Insecta; Hymenoptera; Agaonidae. Gene Ontology annotation, biological process: proteolysis. The record is from RefSeq and is a predicted model, not a curated record. The coding region runs from base 323 to 3490 and encodes 1055 amino acids. Gene Ontology annotation, molecular function: metalloendopeptidase activity; metal ion binding. The transcript is spliced from 15 exons.